This is a messenger RNA of Anopheles merus, 8619 nucleotides long. RefSeq names its product TSC22 domain family protein 1 (gene bun). Gene Ontology annotation, biological process: regulation of transcription by RNA polymerase II. Lineage: Eukaryota; Metazoa; Arthropoda; Insecta; Diptera; Culicidae. The record is from RefSeq and is a predicted model, not a curated record. The transcript has 6 exons. The coding region runs from base 1425 to 5489 and encodes 1354 amino acids.
AAAAGAUCUAUUCAAGUGGAACAAAUUCGGCCCGUGUUUGGUGUGGAAAACCAGAAAUGGCGUGGUUUGUUUCGUUCGCCGUUGCACUGCCAAUGACCUAGAGUAUUUGCAUUUGAUGAUUAAAUGCCAUCAGCUGCCGAGGCGCCUCUCUGUUCCUCGCCCCUUCCCACUUUAAGCGCUCUAUCGUUCAUCGAGAUAGGUCCGUCGGCAGAGAGUGCGGAGGCUUUGAAGUGCAUCCAGCAUAUGGCUGGAGAGAAGAAAGUUUGGCAUGAUUUUUGUUCCACUGCUUUUCUCCCCAAAAGGGUAGUUUGAGGUGGUUUUCGAAUUGCAUGGUGAGCUCGUUCGUAAUUGUCGACGCAUAGACUGGGUCUAUGCGUAUGUGUGACUGUGUCUGUGUGUGUAGUAUAGUAGGGUGCGUGCGUCGUGCAAUAGUGUGUGUGUGUAGGAUGAAUGAAAAACGUCAGUGCAUUUGACAGAAGAAGCUGACGAGAAAGUUUUCCAUCGUCUAGUGCCAGCAGAGGAGCAAUCGGGUCUGUAUGCAAAGACGAAGCAAGCUGGUGUGUGAUAUCCAGGUUGGCAAAACAUUGUGAAAGUGGAUACUGUGUACGUUGCAAUUGCUUGCAAGGGUAGAAUGCAACCAAAGUGUAUUAGCUCCGAAUUAGCAGGAGCGGUCACCACCACCACCACGUUGCUUUUUCCCCACAAAUCGUGUUGCCGAUGUCCCGAUCCUGUGUUAUAAACCCGUUCCCGUUUUGUAGGUGUCGCCUAUUUCAACAACAACAACAACAACAGAAGUACCAACAACAAAAUUUUGGUUGAUAAAUGUCUGAACAAAUGGUGAUUCGGUGGUAGUCAGGACGAGUCCCUCAGUCGAAAUCGGAUAGCCGUGGUCCAAAGUGUCCCAAACAGGAAACCAGCACUGCAAUGGAAUAAUCGAUCCCUGGGUGACGACACACACACGGAACAGAUUCUCCAACUGUCACAAGAAAAAAGUGUUUACGAGAUUGCUGUGUAGCGAAGAGAAGCAGAACCGCCGCGUAAUACACACGCACAUAACAUACCGUCGGAGCCACUGGUACUGCAACCCCCUUGUCCAUAGUGUGGCUACUGUCAAAACACCUCCCGAUCGACAAAACACGUUUUUGCUCGGGGGUCGUGACACGAAGAAUCGGACACAGUUUGCUGCGUAUUAGUAUUUGUGCGUGUGUGUAUCAGUAGUGCUUUAGACGGACAGCGCGUGUGUGUGUGUGGGUGUUUUUUCUGCAUCAAAUAUUGUAAAACUUCUUCGUGCGUGUUGCAUUGCGUGCAACUGAACGCGAUCGUAAUUGUGGGCGCCGCAGAUUAUAAUUGGUGAAACAAACAUUUCCAGUCCGGCUUCCCAUUCCCGCACCGCAAGGGUUCCGAAGCGACGGAUAGGCGAGCAGAUGAGCAGGAGUGGCAGUAUGGCCGAAAAGACGGUCUCCAACAGUCUACCGCCGUCGUCGGCCCAAUCAAAGGUCACGGUCGGGGGCAGCAGUAGUGUCGCUGCCGGCGUUACGGGAGGAAUACACCAUCAUCACCAUCAUCACCAUCAUCAUCACCACAAUCACCAUAAAUCGAUGGAUAUGGGCGGCACGGGCAAGAUGGGAGUUGGAAGUAAACAUCACACUAAUGUAAUUCAGCGGACUACGAGUGAAAGUUUACGAUUGGGCGGAGGUGGCGCUGGGAGCGGCUCCCCAAUGAACAACAGCGUUAGCGGCAGUGGCGGAGGAACAUCGAUGACUAGUACUGGCGGUGGCGGGGGAAACGGGAAUAUCGGAAGUAAUGAAAACUCCAGCAGCAGUAUGCUAAAUUCGUCCUCAUCGGCGAACAGUAUUUCACGCAAGAGUACCAGCUCGUCGGCAAGCAUGGGCGGCGGCGUUGGCAGUGCCGGUGGCGGUAGUGGUGGCGUUGGCGGUGGCGCUGGCGGUGGCACUGGCGGUGGCGCUGGUGGUAGUGCUGGCGGUGGCGCUGGCGGUGGCGCUGGCGGUGGCGCUGGAGGUGGCGCUGGCGGUGGCGGUGGAGCUGUGAUCGGUAUUGGCGGUCCUGCUGGAACCGGUGCCAAGACCUCUUCGUUUACGAUCACUUCGGUGAUCGUUGGUCCAGGAAGGCACAGCGCAGACAAUGGCGAUGAUUCGGCGGACGAUCUGGACGAGUCACACACGGACGACAAUAGCCGGAUAACGGAUUUCGAAAACGAAACGCCUAGUUUCUCGGAGGAUACAUUUAGCAAAGAGGAUGUGUUUUUCGGUACGAGCGCGAUUGGAAGUGUGCCGGUCAUUCCGACGAGCUCGCAGUACGGGUUGGCGAUCGUGGCACCCAAUGAUAGAACGAACGGUGGCGAAGUGCUCACGGAUGCAAUGAACGUCACUGUCACGGACAGUGGCAUUAACAUAAUGGGACACGGCAAGAGUGAGGUAAACGAAGGGAAGGAGGUGCAUCAUCGAAACGAGCGGUUUAAGGUGGUCAAAAUAGAAAGUACCGAACCGUUCAAGCGUGGCCGUUGGGUGUGUAUGGAUUAUCUCGAUCACACCACGUUGCAGCAGCCGAAAGAAAUCUCUGGUGGUGGGGAGAGUAGCGAAGUCAGCAGCACCCCUAAUGCCACCGUUACCACGCAGGACAGUGGCGUCGGUAAGAACGACAAAGCUAGCUACGCACCUUCGGAAGGGAAGACCGUCGGAGAAUUUCCCGGAAUGGACUACUACCAGAAUGCGGUCAGUUCGUCAUCGAUUGUGUUGGGUGGGCCGAUGACGGCGGCGACGUCCAUCGCGUCGAAUAGGAGUAACAUGAUGCUCGGGAUGUUAAACAACGAAUCUCCCGGACAGAGUCUAAAUCUUUCGCUCGUUGGUGGAAUUUCAGGUGGAGGAGUGGCUCCCGGAACCGUGGGCAAUGCGACUAGUCACAUUCAGUCCGGCACUACUGGCCUGGUCAAGGGCCCUAUGGUUGGGACUGGAAUGCCGCACAGUUUACCUCAGUCACAGCUCCAGAAUGCUCUGGCGGGCCAGCCACCGAUGCAACAGCACAUAACGUACACGCAAGGACAUCCAGGACAAUACUAUCCCCAUACGAUGACGAAUUUGGCCGAACUGAACCAGCAGUCUGUAUCGAAUCUACAGGCACAACACCACCACCUCCUCCACCACCACCACCAACACGGUGCUACCCUUCCAAGCAACAUGCAAAUACACAUGCAAUUACAUCAUCCCCAUCAGCAGCAGCCCGGCCACCCACUCCUCUCUUCCAGCAACAUGCUUCCACCACUGGUCGUGCCCAUCCCAACAUCACAGGAGAUGAACAUUAUGAUGAACAAUCCGUCGAUCCAAUCGAGCUUCCCAUCGCCCCACCAACAGUUUAAGCCCCAGAAGCCACAGCAGACUGCCUCCCAGACCAACUCGCCCAUUGUCGUCCCAACGUCCCUGAUCGACAACACGGUCGUCGCAGGCAUGCCUGGCGAAAAUGUGCCUCUGAACGGUGUCAGCGCGGGAGCAAAAAUAUUAUCCCCAUCUGCCGGGGCCGGAGGCGUCGUAUCAAAUGUUUCUACUGGGGGCGUUAGUGCUCACGAUACAGCUGGUUCUGUAUCGAUCGGCACGGAUUCACUGAUGAAUUCUGCACCAUCGGCCACCUCCUCGCCGGUGACGUCGUCUGUUCAGUUAAUUCCACAAUCCACUACGGUCCCGACCCAACCAGCUCCUGGUGCUUCGAUCGGUUCGUACGGUGAUGCUACGACCAUUGCUGCUGCCGCCGCAGCACAGGUGAAGCAGAACACGCACGUCCCAACUUCCGUCAUUAACAGCGUCAUCGGUGGCAACGCUGUUGCGAAUGGGGCAAACUGCGUCGUUGCUGUCGGAUCCCCGUCAUCUAGUGGUGCGAUCAAUGCAGCGAAUUCGAUCUCUGUUGGGACGAUCCCCGGUACCUCGGCCGCAGACCAGCAAUCAUCAGAAGCGAAGCAGCUGUCCACUGUGUCCGGUGCCACGACUGCAGCUGCCACCGGUGAUGGUGAGGAAACGGAUAAAGCGAACGCCGAAGAAGGUGAAAGCAGCAGCGGACUGCAGGCGCAACAGCAGUCGUACCAACUGCAGCCUAUGCCAUCUGCGCAGCAACUGCAGCAGCCGCAGCAGCAGCAGCAGCAGCAGCUACAGCAGCAGCAACAGUUCAUUGUUAAUCCUUUUCCCGAUGCAAACUUAUGGAAUGAAAGCUUCCAGUAUGCUUCACCAGACAGGGGUAUCAUGUUGCCCAAAUUAUACCCACAAAUCGCUCAGCAGCCGCAUCAGAUGCAGCAGCAGCAACCGUUCCAACCGUAUCAUGCCCCGCUGUAUCACGAUAAUGCAGAGAAGCUGUCGAAAGCGUACUCGCUGCCACCGUCCAAGGGUGCCGCGGCGAAGGAAUCGCUUCGAAAGGAUCUUGCUCAAAGUCGCCUAGAACAGCAGCAACAGCAGCAUGCACGAAAAUUUCAACCUGUUGCACGCGCUUUUAAUGUCCCGAGCAGCACGGCAGGAACCACUAACAACGCUCCGAGUAUGACGAACAUAGCAAAUCAAGGAAAUGGAAGUAAUAUCUACACCGACAUUGCACUGGGGAAAACAAUUCAAACACUCAUGAAACCUACGCCAAUACUGGCGACGGCAGUGGCUAAUCGCUUGACCGGCGGUUCGUUGACCCGUUCGAUCGGUGCCCUUGGGCCAUGCCGAGAGCUGCCAGAAGGAGGCACUGCUGGAGCACAGGAAGCGGCUGGCUACUGUCGAGCCGCCAGCAAUCUGCUGGGAAAUUUCACCGGCAGCAACAGCGUGAGCGCGUGCACGGUAACGCAUCCGCAUCGGUGUGUGCAAGACUUGAUCAAGGAGGAACUCGGUGCCAAUCGUCUGAGUAAAGCGGGUAGCAUGAUAAAUAUGAGCACCGAUUCGGAACUGUUUGCUGCUAGCGGUUCGCUGUCACAUCCUGCAUCGGGACGCUCGAGUCCGGCAUUCAUGCAUGGAUCAACGCCGGUCGGUAGUCCGCCACGAUUUGUAAAUACCCUAGGUCCUGCGUACGGUGCCGGUGGAGGAAGUGCCCGUGUUAGCAGAGCUGCCUCACCCUCUGUUCUUCAUGCAAGCCCUGGCGGAGAACACGCAAGUGCUUCGGGAACAAGUGCGGUCGCUAUCGAUAACAAAAUCGAGCAAGCAAUGGAUCUGGUCAAAUCGCACCUUAUGUUUGCUGUACGUGAAGAAGUUGAAGUACUAAAAGAAAGGAUAUCUGAACUGAUGGACCGUAUCAACCAACUCGAGUACGAAAACAACAUUCUCAAAGCGAACGCAUCACAGGAAACGCUGGCACAGCUGACCACCGGUGGUAGUACAGUAGCAGCAGCGGCGGCAGUCGCAGCAGCUGCCGCAGCAGUGGCACAGCAGCAGCUCACGGCGAUGCCAAACGUCCAUGUUGGCUCCACCAAAGUACCAACCUCCUCGGCAAACCCUGCCAACGGUUCCGUUUCCUAAGCUUAAUGUUCCAAAACAGCCGUUAGACGUACACUUGACAUAAAGACUAUUAUAAUUACUAGUACUACUAACCGAAGCAAGCAACAUCAUCACCGAGAGCAUCGAGUGCGCGUAGAGAAGACGCAAACAUUUCGCAAAUAUAGAGGGCCGGUGCUCUAGACCACUCGUAAAAAAAAUUGAGCAGACUAGGACGCCGUUCAUCCUGUGUUGUUUGCAAUACUGCCUCCUAGUUCGAGUCCGAGUGACUGGCGCGCUCUGUGAUUGAUGACGCGCGCGGACAAUAGUGUUCCAACUCAGGCACUGGUUGUCUCAAGGGAGGAGUGAAUCGUGGGUUGAUGCUGCUCGACACUCAUGCUUCUCAACUUCUAUUCCAAGUCCCUGUUAGUAUUAACGUUUUUGCACACCAGACCCACUGAUCUUGUUCACACAUUUCCUCGAAAACAGCAGUUCCGAAUAUUAUCCGUGUUUGCGGAACGGCACUACAAUAAAAUGGUUGAAAUUUUGGAGCGUAAGCAGCAUGGGAACACAACCGAAGGAUGGGAUGUAUGCUAGAAUCAAUUAGGUCCAGAGUAAGCGAAACACUAGGGAAAUCGGGAAUUCCAUUACGCAUGUAGCUAAAGCGAACGACAGCGUGUGAAGUACGCAAACCACACUAAAAAUAAAAGGAAUUCUCGAAGGAAGCAACACAUACACAUGCUAGUGGUGGUCAUCGCAAACGUAAAGAUGAAUCACGAACAGUAAAGGAAAAUAAGAUAAUGUUGCCAAUGGUAGUUGAAACGUAUCUAAUCAUUCUGAAACCCGUAUGAACCGUAGUAUCACUUCGUAGAAGUAGUCGGUAAGGUAAUGUGUAUUGGUUUAAAAAGCCGGAACCAUUGACCACCUUAACAAAACAGGCAUCGAGUUAAAACCGGCGAUGCUACUGGCCAAAGUACCGGCCUAUCUUGUUCGAACAGUAGCAGAGUAAUAUGCACAGUGGUCUAAAUUACAUACACGAUACAGCUUUAGCACGAUGCAACUGCUUCCAGAAUUGUGCAGGGAGUGUGAGUCGUGGUGAAGACAAAGGGUUAGCGCAACGUUGCAGAACACGGAAAGAAGCCAACAAACGGAACUGAGAUACACGAAAAUGUGAUUUAAUGAUAGGAAGUGACUAGUGACAAGCGAAAGUGUCAGAUGGAAAGGCAGAGAUUGCAUCAUACAUUUAGCCAACUUCCAAAGCAAGUAUAGGUUAUGAAUUGCACCGGAGAGUAAUAAACAAACGCCCUAACACAUGCUGAUCAUAACACAGCAUUAUCCAAACUAUUUGCUUUUAUUUCAAAGUAUUCAUAUAUACUGUGUUUUAGUCGUUGGAUUUUUGUGUCUACAUACGUUGCAUCCAUUGUCAAGCUGGUCAUCACUGGAACAAAGCAGUGUCAAGUUAUUAUUGGCUUUCUACUUUUCGCUGACAACUCUACACCUCAAACCGAACGCUCUGUCCUUUUUUACUGUUCCGCGCGUGCAAUGUAGCACCGAAGUAUGGUCCAGAAACGGGUUAACAAAAUAGAAGUGGGCGAGGGACGACAUAAUCCUAUCUUACCGCCCAUGGAUGUAGUAGUAGUACUGGUGGAAGCAAUAUUUUGUUAAAUUAUUUCAUUUUUUAGUGUUUGCUUUUGAGCUACCGUUGCGUUGAUUUUAGUAUAAACCCGAUCAAUCAUAGGAAAAGUAUCACAAGAAAAAGCAGGUCUUUGUGUGAGUUUACGAGUACGAACGAUCAGCAAAAAAUAAUAGAAAAGGGCUGGUAAAAAGGCAAAUACAUGUGAUCCGUUUGUACAUAAUGAUGAUAGGAGGGAAUGUUUAGGAAAAAAGCAAGAGAUUUAUCGAGCUAGAAAGCACGAGAGCAGAUUGUACCACACACAUGUGCGCGCGUUCAUGCCAUGGGCGUUUGAAAUAGGUAUAAAAUACAUGUAAACUAAUCACAAAACUGGUCCGUGAAGCGAUGGUAGUUUGAACAUUGUUGAGUGAACGUCACCCAGACAGCUGCAGCAAGUGAUCGUGAUAUGAUAUGAAGCGAGAGAAAGAUAGGCGAUGUUUGCGGCUCGUGCUUUUUUACUGUUUGUGUUUUAAUGCCGUGCCCGUGUAGACUCUUUGGUACCAAGUACCAGGCGCAUGCCAGGCGGAUUUGCGCAAAAUGAAAUGAAAGUAAACCACUGUUAUCACUAUUGCUUUACACUGCAUGCACACAACACAACAGAUAGCAGAACACAAAAGAAGCAAAAGAUUUAACCGAUCAACGACAUGGAGACGAGCUGAUUGAUUGUGAGCUGAAUCUUAUUACACCAUAUAAUUACCAACACGGAACAAUUGGGUCACGCGUAUAUGAGAAUGCAAUACAUUUAAACACCGCCCAGCUGUACCAAUCUAUACACCGGAAAAAAUCCAUACCAACACACGAGAAAGGGGAAAAUAUGUUAAAGAUGCACAGCAGUCGGUCAUCUUUAUGAGGAGCAUAUGGUUUAUAUUUUUAUUAAAGAAUGCUACAAAAUACAUGAAUCGAUGAAAAUGUUGAUGGCUAACACACCAGCAUCAAACUAACUUGUGUGGAGUGAAGACCGGGCAAAACGAAACAAGUCAUGAAAGCAUAAAUAAUAGAUAACCCUAACUGCUUGUCAUCCGCGUCUAGCGAUUAAGUUUAAUAGGGCAAGCUGUUUAAUCGAACAAUUCCUACUCGCGGAAAGCAGAAGCAAACAUAGUAAAGCGCGUAGGAAAUUGAACAGUCUAUUUGGUAAGAAAGCAGAUGAAUAUGUAUGUGCCCCUACAAGGAAGCGUUUGGUUUCUCUUUUGGUUUUCGCAGAAUCUGAAGAAAUCUUGUUUCCGAUCACUAUCGCUUUAAUUUCCUCCGCGAGUAAACAGGUCACGUUUAUUUACAUUUAUUACUUUUUUAUUUAUUGCAACACAAGAUCCUAUCAAAUAAUCCUACUAGAAUGCAAAUCAAAAAAAAAAUAAAAAAAAUAACAAAACAUGAAUCGAAAUUACUGUAAAUGAUGUGUGUGUGUGUGUUGAUGAACGCGGUGCACUUAACCGUGCAUUGUAAUGAUGCGGAAAAAGAAAGUACUGACGAAAACGAAAACAGAUUGUAAUAAAUCUAAACACGGAA